Messenger RNA from Coffea eugenioides, 3390 nucleotides. Its product is annotated as pre-mRNA-processing protein 40A-like. Lineage: Eukaryota; Viridiplantae; Streptophyta; Magnoliopsida; Gentianales; Rubiaceae. The coding region runs from base 168 to 3185 and encodes 1005 amino acids. The transcript has 29 exons. Gene Ontology annotation, cellular component: U2-type prespliceosome; U1 snRNP. Gene Ontology annotation, molecular function: protein binding; RNA binding. The record is from RefSeq and is a predicted model, not a curated record. Gene Ontology annotation, biological process: mRNA cis splicing, via spliceosome.
UUCAGUUUCAGCUUCACCUCACAAAACUUCCAAAAAAGAAUGUGCUUUCCUCUCCCCUCUGUAUCUCCAACUCACUCAGGCCUAGUUUAUUGAACUAAACACCCUUCAUUUGAAUUGAAUUCCAAAUCAAUUCCCAAAUAAAAAAAGGAAUUGACAUUUUCACAGCCAUGGCAAAUAAUUCUCAAUACACUGGAAUGCAGCCCCAUCGGCCUCCACUAAUUGGUUCUCUUGGUCCUCCACAAAGUGCUCUUCCAUCCAUGCCCCUGCAAUACCGGGCUGUGCCCCCACCACAGCAGACACAGCCAUAUGUUGCCUUGGCUCCUCAACCAUUUCUUGGACAUGCAAACGUCCGAAUGCCCCCACCACCUCUUCCUCCGGCUCCACAAAUUCAGUUUCACCAACCUAUGCAUCAGCUUCCUCUUAGACCUCCUCCAGCAGGAGAAGGUCUGCCUCAAGCACAGGCAAGGCCCCUGCAAGAUUUUCAGCAGAGCGGACCUCCUACACCUGUUCCUGGACAGCCUCAGCAAAGUACACAGAUCUCAAAUAACUAUAUGCCAGGCUUUGGUGGACCCAGAAUGCCUCUUUCAUCAUCAAAUACUCAAAUUAAUGUGGAUCCUGCUUCCCAGCACCAGCCAAUGUCCCAGACAACACUUCUGAAUUUUCCUGCUGAGGGACAAGCUUGGUUAUCAAAUGGAAAUCAGGGUACAAAACCUAUUACACCUGUGCAGCAGACACAAGAACCAUGUGUAAGUGCUGCAAACCCAGAAAUAACUUCCAAACCUGACCUUGGUGAAAAGGUUUCUUUGCUUUGGAUAGAGCACACAGCUCGUAACGGGAAAAAGUACUAUUACAAUAGGUUGACAAGGCUUUCUACUUGGGAGAAGCCUCUAGCAUUAAUGACACCGAUUGAAAGGGCUGAUGCUUCAACUGACUGGAGAGAAUAUACUAGUCCUGAUGGCAGGAAGUAUUACUACAAUAGAGUUACUAAACAAUCGAAGUGGCGUAUCCCUGAUGAAGUCAAGUUGGCUCGUGAACGUGUAAAUUUGGACUCUUUGAAUAAAACACAAGAAAGAAAGGAUGCAAGCUCUCAGGACUCAGCUGCUGUCUCCACUUCUGAAGUCAAUGCAUCAUCUUCCAGUAUAGAAGCAUCUAUUUUCCCUGCUCAACCUGCUGUGUCAAGCCCAAAUCCGGUGGCACCAAUUGUUACUGAACAAUCUUUAGUGACUCCUGAAUCUUCAAUCCCAGCAGCUGAGGUUUCUCCUGUGGCAAUGGACGAUGUUGAUAUGCAGACUUCUUUAGAAUCUCAUACACCAUUUGUUGCUGUCUUAGACAAGGAUGCAGUCUCAGUUGCCUUGGAAACUACUGUUAGAACACCAGUAAGUAGUUGUGCUGUUUUGUCUGCUCCGGAUACUUCAGUUGCUGGAGUUUCUCCAGGAAAUAGUGAGGAAGCCAGAAAAGACAUCAAAGAUAGUGCAAGAUCCGAAGAGAAAACAGUUGAGCAGGGGCCCUUGGUCUAUGAGAACAAGCUGGAGGCAAAGAAUGCAUUCAAAGCCCUUUUGGAAACUGAAAAUGUUGGGUCAGACUGGACUUGGGAUCAGGCAAUGAGAGUAAUAAUUAAUGAUCGAAGAUAUGGUGCUUUAAAAUCCCUUGGAGAGAGGAAGCAAGCUUUUAACGAGUUUGCGAGCCAAAAGAAAAAGCAAGAAGCUGAAGAGAGACGUGCUAGACAGAAAAAAGCACGGGAAGAUUUCAAGAAGAUGCUAGAAGAAUCCAAAGAGCUCACACCAUCCAUAAGAUGGAGUAAAGCAAUUUCCAUAUUUGAAGAUGAUGAGCGAUUUAAAGCAGUUGAACGAGCUAAAGAUCGUGAGGAUCUUUUUGAAAAUUAUAAGGAGGAACUUGAGAAGAAGGAACGGGCAAAAGCUAUGGAAGAGCAGAAACAUAAUAGAGUGGAAUAUUUAGAAUUUCUUAAAUCUUGUGAUUUUAUAAAGGCAAGCAGCCAGUGGCGAAAAGUUCAAGAUCGCUUAGAGGCUGAUGAAAGGUGCUCACGCCUUGAAAAAAUUGAUCGCUUGGAAAUAUUUCAGGAAUACAUUCGUGAUCUAGAGAAGGAAGAAGAGGAGCAAUUGAAAUUGCGGAGGGAAGAACAAAGAAAAGCAGAGCGUAAAAAACGUGACGAAUUCCGCAAGCUGAUGGAGGAGCAUGUUGCAGCGGGCAUACUCACUGCAAAAACUCUCUGGCGUGAUUACUGUAUUCAGGUUAAAGAUUCGCCUGCUUAUCUGGCUGUCUCAUCAAACUCCUCAGGGUCAACUGCAAAAGAACUUUUUGACGAUGUCUCGGAGGAGCUAGUAAAGAAGUAUUUGGAUGAUAAGGCCCAGAUAAGAGAUGCAGUCAACAUCAGAGAGAUCAGUUUGACAUCAUCUUCAACUCUUGACGACUUCAAGGCUGCAAUUGCAAAAGAUGUCGGUUCACCAGUUUCAGACGUUAAUUUAAAACUUGUAUUUGAUGAGCUACUGGAAAGAGCUAGGGAAAAGGAGGAAAAAGAAGCUAAGAGGCGUAAACGUCUUGCUGAUGACCUUUAUCAAUUUCUGCAUGGCUCAAAGGAAAUUUCAAUUUCUUCAAGAUGGGAGGACUGGAAACAACUUAUUGAACACAGGUUCAUUGGAGAAGAGAGUUUUCUUCAGGAAACUUUUGAAAAGUUCAUAAUGGAACAAAAGGAAAAGGCAAAAGAGAAGGAACGAAAGCAUAGGGAGGAUAAGGCCAGAAAAGAUAAAGACAGAAGGUAUAGGGAGAAGAAGAAAGAGAAACACCGAAGAGACAAGGAGAAAGUAGUUGAAAGCAGGAAAGGGAAAGAGAGACCCAAGAGUGAUGGAACGGACAGUGAUAGAACAGAGUCCCACAGUUUUGAAGAGAGAGAAAGGUCAGGCAGAGACAGGGACAGUAAACACAGGAAGCGGCACUCAAGUGACAAUACAAGUUUGGAUGAAAACGAGAAAGAUCGGCCUAGGAACUCUCACAGACACAGUGAUGAACGCAAAAAAUUGAAGCGGGUGGAACCGCACUCGAGGACUCCCGAAAUUGCUUCAGAUAGCCAAUACAAGAAACAGAGGAGAGAUCAUAGGGAUUCUUACAGGAGUGGUGAUCAUGAUGAGUACAGGGGUGGAGAAAUUGAUGAGGAUGGGGAGGUUCGGUAGCUUUUUGGAGUAAUAAUUUAUAAUUCUUGCUCGUCUCUUGUAAAUAGCAUUGAAUUUGCUUAGAGUUCUGCUGCAGUAAGUGUACUUCAGAUUAGAUUUGCUCCAGUCUUUUUAAUUGUCAUGUGGACUUUUGAUAUUGUAGAGUCAUAAGCAACAUAGAGUUUUUUGAGAUAUUUAUGGAAGGAAAAAAGAUUUUGAACUUGGC